AUGGCGUCAUCACUUUUGCUUCAAUCCUCCAAAUCCCUUUUCAAUCAAUAUAAAUCAGGCUUUUCCAAUCUCUCCCGAAUUCCCCUAUUGAAGAAAAUUGUUUCGGUUACAGAUGAAAUCUUUGCUACUCAUCAAGAUUUCCAACAAGACUUGAAUAUUCUCGGAGAGGAAAAACAAUCACUUGUAGCACAAGCUGCUAUUCAUCAGAAUUUUGAGGGAAUUACCGAUUUUACAGAAGAGUUUUAUAAAAUUGUUGAUGUUUGUAAUAAGAGACAACAAUUGGCAAGAGAUUUUGUAUAUUUGGCUUUGGAAAAGGAUUCUGGAGUUGAUCAUUUGUUUAAUAAGUUUGAUAGUGCAUUGUUACGUCAUGCUGCUAUGAUUUCUGGACAGUAUCAUCCGUUCUAUGUCAAGUGGAUGAAGGCAGUUCAAGGAAAUAAGGUUGCUGAAGAAUUGGAAAAGAGAGCUUCAACUAUUGAUAGGAAAUUAACAAAUUCUUAUACUAUUAUCUUGUUGGACGAGGCCACUAAUGAGUUUUAUGAUGUUUCUUAUGGUGAAUUUUUCAAGAAUGAAUUUGCUCCAAUUAUUAAUCAAUUUUCUGAAUUAUUGAAUGAUUUGUAUUCAUUGAGAAAUAGUGGAGAAAAUUAUGAAGAUUUGGAAGCUUAUAUUAAAUAUAUUGAAAAAUAUAGAGAAACUUUGAUUGAAACUGAUAAAGAAAAAUUGGAAACACUCAAUACUGAAUUGGAUGAAUUGUGGAUGGAUGUGAAAUCAUACAUUCAAUAUGUUCACGAUAUUGAGUAUGGAUAUGGAGAUGUUUUGAGAUGUAAGAGUAUUCCUGAUUUCAGCUGCCGUCUUGUAGAUGAAGAAUACGAAUCAACCAACAAUUUUAUCAAGACCAAAGUUCAAGGAUCAAUGGUUGAAUACUUCAAAUCAAGAAAUACUGAAAUUGCUGACAAUGGAAUUUAUGCUGUCGAAAACUCAAUGUGUUCCAUUUAUUCAAUUCCUUUCCAUUGUGGUCAAUCCUUGUCUUUUAAAUUCUCUGGACAAUCCAUUCCUAAUAGAACUGAAGUAAAGAAUAAGAAGGGUGUAAAGAUUUAUUUCGAUCCAGUAGCAACCGAAUCCAGACGACACCAAACCAUCAGUUUAGUCAAUAAGGUCUGUGAAAAUAGUGAAGAACUUGCUUCCUACAUUAAUACCAUCGAUACAAUUAAGAAUCACAUUGCUGCUCAUGAAAUUGGCCAUGCAAUUUACAACUUGGAGUUCAUUAAGGAACACAUCAAGGUUGAUACUAAAUCUCUCCUCGAAGAACCAAGAGCUGAACUUACUGCACUCUUUACUAUGAGGCUCCUCCACAAGAAUGGUCACAUUUCAUCUGAGGAGUUGUCAAGAUCACUUGCCUCCUUUGCAAUGCAAGAUUUUAGACGAUUUGCCAUGUUUGACAAGUCAAGUUUGAGACCAUACAUAAUCUCAGCAAUAAGUACUUAUAAGAUUUACGAAAAGCUUGGUUAUGUCACUAUUAAGGAUGACAAGCUCCAUUUUGAUCAUAGUAAGUCAGAUCUUGUUCUUUCCAAUAUGGGAGAUUUAUUCGAAAGAAUUCUAGAUUGUGAAGAUAAAAGAAGUGGAGAAGAAUUAGAAAAGAUACUCAAAGAUAUGCAAUCCCAUUCACCACUUGUUGAUUGGCUCGUCAACAAACUUUUCAUAACAAUAAAUAAUUACCAGAAUGAGAAGGAAAAUAAUAAAUAA
Naegleria gruberi is the source of this 1740-nucleotide messenger RNA. RefSeq lists its product as uncharacterized. The record is from RefSeq and is a predicted model, not a curated record. The coding region runs from base 1 to 1740 and encodes 579 amino acids. Lineage: Eukaryota; Heterolobosea; Eutetramitea; Acrasida; Naegleriidae. The transcript has a single exon.